CAUCUUUCCAGAAUCAAAUCCUACCUCGAUUAUAAGCUGAAUAGACUUAGAAGUAAAAGAAGGAUGAGUUCGACUCAAACAGGUGGUUGGUGGUUAAUUGGUUCUGCUUUAACUGGUGUUGCUCCAGACAUACUCAAACUAUUAAGCUCACUAUUAAUCUCAAUCCCACUCUCGAUUCCAAUCCCACAUCUUCAAAAACUAAACCCAAUCUAUUUUCACAUCUAUUCAAUCUCAAUCUCAAUUUAUUUUCUAACCGGUAUCUUUAAUUUAAAAUCAGGUUUCAUUCAACUCUUAUUAGAUUCAUUGAUCACUUAUUUCAUUUGUCAACAUUAUAUUAUUCCAUUAAGUCAAGAAAAAGAUAAAGAUGGAUCCAAGAAAUCAAAAGCAAAACGAAUGGUUUGGGGAAUCUUUGCUGGUUUAUUAACUCAUCUUACUUUUAAUCAUUCUAAAAGGAUUAUUUGGAAGAUUCCUUAUGAAACAGUUGAAAUCACAGGUGCACAAAUGGUUUUAGUGAUGAAACUUUCUACUUUUACUUGGAACGUUUAUGAUGGUCAUCAUAGAUCUAAAGCCGAAUUAGAUUCAUACCAAUCCAUCACCUCGAUCACCAAAUUACCAAGCUUAUUAGAAUUCUUAUCAUACUGUUUUUUCUUUCCUUGUUUACUUGUAGGACCUGCCAUUCCAUUUAAAGAUUACAUGAAUUUCUAUUCAAGAAAUAAUCUUUCAUCUCCCAAUAGGUUUCAAGAUAGUUUUAAAUCAUUAAUCUUAGGCUUUGGUUUUGCUGGAUUGGUUGGAAUUUAUGGUUCAACUUGGUCUUAUGAAAAGAUGUUAGAAGAUCAAUUUUUAAACAAAUCCUGGAUCCAAAGGUUUCUUCAUGUUCAAAUCGCAGGUUUUAUGGCCCGUUCACGUUACUAUCUAGUCUGGCUCUUUGCUCAAGCCUCUGUCACAAUCUCAGGUUGUGGUUAUAAUCCAAUCACUCUUAAAUCAGAUAUAGGUCAAAACAUUGAUAUUACCAAGAUCGAAUUCGCUCAAAAUUAUAAAGGCAUCUUUGAUCAUUGGAAUAUGAAAACUAAUAUUUGGUUAAGAGAAACGGUUUAUAAAAGGGUGUCUGAAUUGAACAUUAAAGAAAGUGAUGGGAAGGUUAAAGUUAAGAAGCCUGGAUUUGGUUCGACUAUGGCCACUUUUGCUGCUUCUGCUGCUUGGCAUGGACCUUUACCCGCCUACUUUUUUGUUUUCUUAUCUGGUGGAGUUUUACAAGCAUUAGCCAGAUCGAUUCGAAGAUCGAUCCGACCGUUCUUUUUAAAUUCUUCAUCAACCUUAGCACUUAAAUCAUCUUACGAUUUCCUUUCAUUAAUCUUAACUCAAACUAAUUUAAAUUAUUUAGUGAUUCCAUUUGUUUUAUUAGAUUUAAAAAAAUCUUACUUGGCUUAUCGUUUACUUGGAUUCUAUGGUCAUCUUUCGGUUGGGAUCUUAUUGAUCUUCUUAUGGGGUUUUGGAUUUGAAAAGGUUUUGAUUAAAAAACUUUCAAAUUCGUCGGAUCUGGUUACUAAAAAUUCUAUUAAUUCUACAACAUCUAAUACUAGUGUUGAGAAUUCAAGUAAAUUAGGCAUUACUGAUUGUAUGAAUCCUAAUAUGACCGUUUUACAAUAAUCAAUUGGAUUAUGGUUUUUUAUUCCUUUCCAUUUUUCUUUUGAUCUUUUGAUUGUUCAAGACUGGCUCAAAAUCAAAAUUUGAUGGUUUUUUUUUGUUUCUUUCUUUCAAAACUUUCAAAUUCAAUCCUAUUUACAAUCUUUUUCUUUCUUUUGCGAUGUAGUACAGGCACUCAGUCUCGCGGAAAAAGAUACGACAUCAGUUUUCAUUUUAUCUUUAUAAAAUCUCUUCUAUAUAAAAUCUCUUUAUUUGUUUGUCUAUUUGUUAACUUUUCUUGAUAAUCUUCUCAAAUAAAAUUUUAUUCUUACAUAUAGAGUUUUUAACACU
Melampsora larici-populina 98AG31 is the source of this 1974-nucleotide messenger RNA. Its product is annotated as membrane bound O-acyltransferase protein. Lineage: Eukaryota; Fungi; Basidiomycota; Pucciniomycetes; Pucciniales; Melampsoraceae. The record is from RefSeq and is a predicted model, not a curated record. Gene Ontology annotation, biological process: lipid modification; glycerophospholipid biosynthetic process. The transcript is spliced from 6 exons. The coding region runs from base 64 to 1647 and encodes 527 amino acids. Gene Ontology annotation, molecular function: 1-acylglycerophosphocholine O-acyltransferase activity; 1-acylglycerol-3-phosphate O-acyltransferase activity. Gene Ontology annotation, cellular component: endoplasmic reticulum; membrane.